AUGGCAGCAGCGGCGGCGCAGAGGCUUCUUGCGGCGAGCACGAAGAUCGUCGGGGCCGGGCGCAACUACGGCUCCCAUGCCAAAGAUCUCGGCAACCCUGUCCUCAAGGAACCCGUCCUAUUCCUGAAGCCCACGUCGUCAUUCCUCCACGCCGGCCCGACCGCCGGCCCCAUCGAGGUGCCCGAGCCGCUCGAGUCGCUGCACCACGAGGUCGAGCUCGCCGUCGUCAUCUCCCGGCGCGCGCGCGAUGUCCCCGAGGCCUCCGCCAUGGAUUUCGUCGGAGGUUAUGCACUUGCUUUGGACAUGUCAUCAAACGAUCUGCAAUCAGCUUCUAAGUCUGCAGGUCUUCCUUGGACUUUGGGUAAAGUACAGGACACCUUUACUCCAAUUAGUGCGGUGGUUCCGAAAUCAGCAAUCGCUAAUCCCUAUGACCUAGAACUGUGGCUAAAGGUAGAUGGUGAACUUAGGCAGAAGGGACUUACAAGUGAUAUGAUAUUCAAGAUUCCUUUUCUAAUCAGCUAUAUCAGUUCCAUCAUGACAUUAAUGGAGGGCGAUGUGAUAUUAACUGGUACUCCCCCAGAUGGUGUAGGUCCUGUCCGAGUAGGACAGAAGAUCAGUGCUGGUAUAACUGACCUCAUUGAUGUAGAGUUCGAUGUUCAGAGACGCAAACGUUCAUUUUCUAACUGA
Molecule: messenger RNA, 687 nt
Organism: Triticum turgidum subsp. durum (durum wheat)
Lineage: Eukaryota; Viridiplantae; Streptophyta; Magnoliopsida; Poales; Poaceae
Source: the annotation of a GenBank genome assembly